Messenger RNA from Raphanus sativus (radish), 456 nucleotides. RefSeq lists its product as uncharacterized. The record is from RefSeq and is a predicted model, not a curated record. The coding region runs from base 1 to 456 and encodes 151 amino acids. Lineage: Eukaryota; Viridiplantae; Streptophyta; Magnoliopsida; Brassicales; Brassicaceae. The transcript has a single exon.
AUGGUACCUAAUCUGAAGCUAUCCAAAACAGAGGGUGAGCUUCUAGAUACUCCAGAACGGUACAGACGUCUUGUUGGUCGUUUGAUGUACCUUACAAUCACUCGUCCAGACAUCACGUUUGCCGUUAAAAAGCUUUGCCAAUACUCAUCUGCUCCGCGACUCCCACAUCUUCAUGCUGUAUAUAAAGUUCUUGAGUAUAUUAAAGGGACAGUUGGUCGAGGCUUAUUAUACUCUGUUGAAGAUGAUUUAACACUCAAAAGAUUUGCAGAUGCAGAUUUGGCUUCUUGUCAAGACAGUCGUCGUUCAACCACUGAAUUUACCAUGUUUAUAGGUUCUUCUUUGAUAUCUUGGAGGUUUAAGAAGCAACCUACAGUCUCACGGUCAUCAGCAGAAGAUGAAUACAGAGCAUUGGCGUUAGCUACUUGUGAGAUGAUGUCUGAGUCAGUUACUUCGUGA